Dendronephthya gigantea is the source of this 6730-nucleotide messenger RNA. RefSeq names its product HEAT repeat-containing protein 5B-like. The record is from RefSeq and is a predicted model, not a curated record. The transcript has 28 exons. Gene Ontology annotation, cellular component: Golgi apparatus; membrane; endocytic vesicle. NCBI's taxonomy places the organism in Eukaryota, Metazoa, Cnidaria, Anthozoa, Malacalcyonacea, Nephtheidae. The coding region runs from base 102 to 6167 and encodes 2021 amino acids. Gene Ontology annotation, biological process: retrograde transport, endosome to Golgi; endocytosis; intracellular protein localization.
CAUACAAUUUAAAAAUUGUAGAAUUUAUUUUUUAUCAAUAUUUAUAUUUGUAUUUUUUAAAUGCUAAUGAAUUAGGUCGACAUUAAUAGAUUUUAGACAAAAUGUCGCAGGCAUACGGGCAGCUUAUUGCAUUUGACGAGCGUGAAUUCCAACGAUUACCAGCUAAAAAGAAACCAGUCUUCGUGUAUGGGUGGUUAAAAAACUUUCAGGACAGUUUUAUAGGUGUUGUAAAGAAGGCUGAUCUCAAAGCAAGCCAGAAAGACUUAGUCAGUGGAUUGACCAAGCAUUUGUAUGGUGAUUGUGGUCCACCAACACGACAGUUGCUUGGACAAUGUUUUGCACAGCUUUACCUCAGUGGUGAUCAGUUUAGUGCAUUUGAUACAGUCAAUACCUGUUCUGAUAUUAUCAAGGGAAAAGAUGAUGUUAACCUGUCUGUGAAAUUGGCAGCCAUGGCUACUGUUGGAACAAUCUUUGAAAAACUAGGAAGAAUGGUUGGUGGCUCAGCUCCAGAGACAUUGCAGAUACUUAUAAAGGCAAUGAAAAAUUCUGAGUCUCAAGGACGAUGUGAAAUUCUUCUGUGUUGUCAAAGGAUUCUCAGUGGUCUAGGUUCAGCAGCGUCAUCUUGUCACAAGGAUAUUUUCAAGUCAAUCAGAACUGCUCUAGUCGACCGCUCAAUGGCAGUACGAUGUGCUGCAGCUGAGUGCACCAAAGAGUUAAUAAAACAUGCAAGCUUCACAUAUACCACUGAACUGGAAACCCUGUUCUCUGUCUGCCUGAAGUCUCUGGAAGGUUCUAAUUAUGAUGUCAGAGUAUGUGUCUCCAGUCUCCUUGGCAAGCUCAUGGCCGCCACUCAACGUCCUCCAGAUGGUUCAACCCCCCCUGCGAACAGCAAAGCGAAGAAGAUUAGCAUGGAUGAGAUGUUUGACUUGAUGUCUUCUGGAUUCUUACGAGGAGGGAUUGGUUUCAGCGGUGAACUGUUGAAGACAGGAAUGCCUCAAGAGGUCCGGGUUGGAGUUACUCAGGGUUAUGUUGUUCUUUUCAACGAGAUGGGUGGAACUUGGGUGGAGAAGAACGUGGGCUACAUCCUCGGGCAAGUCCUUGACCUGUUGUCAAACUCAAAAGCAACUCAAAGCCAUGUUGAUGCGGUGUACUCCAGGAAGUGCGUGUCGUUCAUCUUACGGUCAAUGUUAGGACGGUUACUCGGUGAAAAAGCCCAAGUUAUUGCAGGAAAAGAGUUGUGUAAACUUGUCUCAAAACAAAUGACAAAGGUGAAACAAAUGGUGCAGACCCGUGAAUCAUCAACGACGGAGAUCAAUGAAUCAGUGUUAGGAACACAGCACACGAUCAUCUGUGCUUUGCAAGAACUGGCUUGUCUCGUUCAAGAUCUCGCUACAGCUGCUGGAUCGUUGGUCAACGAAAAAACCAUCGAGGUCGUCCUUUCUGUGCAGGUUCAUUCUGCUCCAGCUGUUCGUUUGAGUGCAGCGUGGUCUCUGCGAACCAUUUGUGUUGCAAUCCCAUCACAUCUUUCACCGAUGAUUGACCGAUGUCUAGCCGAGCUUGAGACGUCGUCGGCUCUCGAGACGGUGUCGGGAUUCGCAUACACACUUUGUGCGUUGAUCGGUGGGGUGAGAAUGUGUCCGCUUGGUAUACCACACAAGAAAGGCAAGUUGGUAUUUAGCGUGGCAGAGGAUAUGUUGAAACGAACAACGGAGGAGUCGAAGUGGGCGAUGGUGCGAGCGAAAUGCGGUUGGAUGAUUAUGGGAGCCUUGAUGACUUUGGGCCCUUCGACCGUGCGUCAUUUCCUUCCGAAGAUGCUUGGUCUGUGGGCGAGUGCGUUCCCGCCAACUCCAGAUGAAGCUGAGUCAGAGAAAAGCAAAGGAGAUCCAUAUACGUGGCAAGUCACACUGGAGUGUAGAUCUGGCGCCCUGGCAGCACUGUCGAGUUUUAUAAAACAUUGUCCUGCUUUACUUUCUGAUGACAUCAUUCGUCGUGUGAUGAUUCCUCUUGAGUCAUGUGUUGCCAUGACAGCUCAUUUACCAGCCAUCAUCAGAGCGCAUGGAAAUCAUCUCAAAGUCAGCGCUGCUAUGAUCAGACUGAGACUGUAUGAGGCGUUCAAACUUUUACCACCCAAGUCAUAUGAAGGUCUUUACAACGCCAUCAUCCGGGAACUUGUCUCUGAAUUCACUCUGACGUCGAACCAAUCAAUGACGACAACGUCACUGCUGCGAACAAUGUGUCACAAGGAUGACAGUAUAUUGCUGGGGACAUGGUUACAAGAAACAGACCAUAAAUCAGUGGAGGAUCAACUUCAGCCAAACAGUGCGUCUGGAUCAGGGGCACUGGAGCAUGAUUACUCAUGUUUGUUUGCAUAUAAUGAGAAGUGUUUAGAGCCUCCUGGCCCUCUUCCCCUUGGCGUGGCCGUCAUCGAUGCAUCAAUCAAAUUAUUUGGUCAAGUCUUUCCACAUAUCGCCCAGAAACAUCGCAACCAACUGCUCAGUCAUUUUGCCACCUGUAUUAAGAAUGCUAAAGCUGGCAAAGCUCAGGCUAUUACGAUGAAUAUUUUUACAGCAUUUCUGAGUGCACUGAGGUCAAUGGGAGAAGCAAAGUCGGCUUUUGGUGACAGAGAUGUGCGGUCUACUGCUGAUAAUCUUGUUAUGAGUGCCUUGAAUAACUCGGAUCCGAUUUUGAGAUGCGCGGCAGCCGAGGCCUUGGGACGAAUGGCGCAGGUCGUGGAUGAGCCGGCGUACGUGGCACAGAUCGCCCAAAGUAUUUUCGCCAAGAUUCAGGGAUCCCGCGAUGCUGUAUCUCGUACAGGUCACUCUAUCGCGUUGGGAUGUCUUCAUCGUUAUGUCGGUGGAAUGGGUGCAGGUCAACACACACAGACUAGUGUUAGUAUCUUGCUAGCCUUGGCUCAGGAUAUGUCUUCUUCCAUUGUUCAGGUUUGGGCUCUGCAUGCCUUGGCAUUGAUAGCAGACUGCGGUGGACCAAUGUUCAGAAGUUACGUUGAACCAACGUUGGAGCAAGUUCUCUCCCUGCUGUUGUCAGUCUCGCCUUCGAACACGGAGAUUCAUCAGUGUCUUGGCAAGUGUUUAGCUGCAAUGAUCACCAGCAUCGGCCCUGAACUACAAGAUACAUCAACUUCAAUCAAAGAUCUUCGUUCGGCAUGCUUGGUCGCCGCUUCAGUCAUGCAGAAUCAUCCUGACUCGAUUGUCCAAUCAGAGGCCAUCUCCUGUCUUCAGCAGCUGCAUAUUUUCGCGCCAAGACAUGUCAACCUCUCAACAUUGGUUCCAAGUCUCUGCACGAACCUCUCCAGUGCUCAUCUCAUCCUACGUCGGGCGGCCGUCGCAUGUCUUCGUCAACUGUCGCAACGUGAAGCGAAGGACGUUUGUGAGCAUGCGCUGGCGUGUAAGACUGAUCCUGAGCAAUCCAAGUCAACGUACCUGGUAACGAUUGGGAAUGACGGUUUAGAAGGAGCGUUAUUUGGGAUGCUGGAUACGGAAGUUGAUCGUGGCCUGAGAUCGGAUAUUCAAGAUUGUCUCAACAGUAUGCUGCAAACUUUGGCUCCAGAUGACCUCACUCAUUGGCUUGGCUUGUGUAGAAACGUGCUAUCCGCGGCGAAGGCUGAGGACGAGAGUAAAGCUGGGAAAUCUGGCGAAGACGAGGAUGAUGAAAGUGGAGGGAUGGGUGCGUUUAAUAAAGUGGAAGAGACUCAUCCAACGGUCGCACCAAGAUGGCCGACCCGUGUGUUUGCAUCAGAAAGUGUGCAAAAGAUUAUGAAUGUUUGUGAACAGCAGAGAGCACAUUUUGAUCUUGCUUUGGCGCGAGAAUUAAAGAAAGACACUGGAAAAGGUGAUUAUCUUGUGACGCAUUUAUCCGAGUUGGUUCGUUUAGCGUUCAUCGCAGGGACAGCGACGUCUGAUCAACUCAAAUUAGAAGGACUGAAAAAACUCCAGGAAAUUGUGAAAAUGUUCUCCACAGUCCAAGAUCCUGAUUAUGCAGGUCACGUGAUUCUGGAACAAUUUCAGGCGCAGGUUGGGGCCGCCCUAAGACCCGCCUUUGCCGUCGAUACACCCGCAGAUGUCACAGCUAUGGCAUGUGAGGUCUGCAGUACGUGGAUUGCCAGCGGUGUUUCGUAUGAUCUCAAUGACGUCAGACGUAUACAACAGCUAUUAGUGACGUCAUUGUCUAAAUUUGGAACGGAACAAGACUCGUCUUCUCAACUGUACAAUGAAAGUGCAAACACGAUGGAGAAACUCGCUGUGCUAAAAGCCUGGGCUCAGGUAUACAUCGUUGCAAUGAGACAACAGAACUCACAGAAGCCCUCCUCAAAAUCAUCCAAUGCUGAAGACGAUCCAGGUGAAAUACAAGAGCCACUGAUCUCGUUGGUGUCCUCUCAUAUCCAAGAUCUCAGCCAUUAUUGGCUGGGAGCUGUCAAAGACUAUGGCUAUAUUUCACUGCCUGCGGAAUACGCUUCUCAGCUCCCUCCAAGUGGCGGCAUGUUUUAUGGUCCAGAAUCAAUGAACGAAUCGAAAGUUCAUUAUGAAAAAGCAUGGCCUCCAAUCCUUCACGCUGCUGCGCUGUGGCUCAACGCCGGGGGAUUUGAAAACGCCGCAAAAGAAGCCGAGGAUAUAUCCAAGGGUAAUCUUCCUAACACGAUCAUAAAUGUCCCUCGGACGCCGAAAUCUCCAGAAGAUUUGAACACUGAACGUUUCCACCUGGUUCUUGGAUUGUGCGUGAAAGCAUUGUGUUCAACACGUCUUACGUAUUCUCCUGAAACAGUGACGUCAUGUGUUAAUGCGGUUAACUGCUUACUUGAAGCACCCUGGGCUCGCGAAUGCAUUGGUAACGACAGUAUGUUAUCUGUCGAACUUCUCAACGUUCUUCACCGGCUGUUGUUGACGCGAGACUCUCUCGCAAAUCACGUGGUGAUAAUGAGCACUGUCUCGCGUGUCGUUCACGGUACUCGCGACGUCCUCGCACGAAAAAGAACGGAGGGCGGUAGUGCAGACCUGGGAGAGAAUGAGAUAGAGCCGGGCAAAUCUGUCGUGUUUGGUGCCAUGGAAACGUGCAUGUGUUUGCUCUCUCGGUACUUCCCGUCGAUUCUCGCUGAGUCGGAAAAGCCAAGUCCUAGACUAUCUGUGCACUGUAAAGGAUCUUCAAAUGAGUUCAGUCAAAUUCUCUCAAAUACCGUCUUGAUAUUAUCCAUGGUCCCAGAUCUCUGCACUUUACCAGCUAUCUGUAAUAUUCUACCAAUCAUAUUGCGUCUGAUCACGUGUGUGUUUGACGAAGCCGCGGCGUGCGAGGUACCGCUGCUCGAAACCAGCAACCAGAACGUGGACGCACCUAAAAUGCCCGACGUAGUUUCAUCAACGCUCAAGGCGCUAAAGGAACUCGUGGGUUCACAACGUUUGGCGCAAAGUGAAUAUUCAAAAGAUUUUAUCAGAUAUUUUCAAAGUUGUUUACUGACGAUGAUAACGCAAGCAAAAGAGCAGAAGCCUUCACGCAGAAUGGAUGAACGUAGCGUCAUGGCUUCGAUACUAUUGUUCGUCAUCGCUGCCCCUCCUGAAGCGACGGCUGUUGCGAGCUUACACGAGGAUUGUGUGAAUAUCUUUAUACGUUGUUUGAAUUCGACAAAUGCUGAUGUGCAGGUAAAAGCAAUCGAGACGUGUUUCACGAUGUUUAGUUCAGCCGACUUGAGUCGUGUUGUGGGUUAUAUUCACUCAGUUGGUCCGCAUAUUGUUGCCGUUGUUCAACAAGCUGCUAAAACUCCGCCUUCAUCAGAGGGAAAGUUGAUUGCUGUUCAAAAAGCCAUUGAUACCAUCGAAUUGCUUGUUGGACUUGCAGAAGAAGAUAGACGCACUGAGCUGUUAUCUAUAUAUCUACCGCUUCUUGUUGACCUUCUAUUGGAUUCUUCGGUGCUGCCCGGCGCCACGAAAAUAUCCCGAAGACAACACGAGCAUGCGUUUCAAAAACUGCUCAGUAUUGGUCCUAAAUAUCCUGUUCCGUUUAAAACGAUAAUGUCCGGGUCGCCGGAUAUGAGAAGGCGCUUGGAAAAUGCGGUGAGAUCAAAUCAAGCUAAAACAACAGCAAAAACAACCAUUCAGCCUAAACAAUCCAGUAGUCAGCCUAAAAUUAAGUUAAAAAUGGACUUUAGUAAUUUCAAAUAAGUUACCGUCGAUGAGAGAUAGAGAGAGAGAAAGAGAGGUAUGGACGUUCGUAAAAUAUACUAGAAUAUAUAUUAAAUUUUAACUAAGAAAGUAAAAUAUUAGUUUAGCCGGUUGCAAGAAUGCAACUAGAAAUAAUUGAGAAUUAGGAUUCAAAUAUGUUAUCACUGGUAGGACAAAUUUGAACAAGACAUGCUAGAACUCUUAGUAAUGAUUAUGUUGUUAUGAUUAAACCAGUGCCGGAAUACUUUCGACUGGGAAAAUGGGAAGGUUUUCCCCAAGAUAUUUCAAAUAGUUAGAAUUGUGUUUAAUGAAAUUUUAUUGAUUAGCUUUUUUUUAUUUAAUCUUUUAACGAUAAUGAUGAGCCGAUCGAUGCUGAGAAAACUGACGGAAUUCACAAGUGAUCAAAUGGUUCAUUUUCAUGACCUAAAAAGGCCAAAUUUUUGAGCUGUUUUGUUUAAUACCAUUUCAAAUCUAAAAAGUGAUCCCACGUGAUAUUAGGUCACCUUCAUAUUCACACCUUGUCAUCUUGUCGCAGUUGGUUCUCUAAUCAGCGUUAAUCGCGA